This is a messenger RNA of Gopherus evgoodei (Goodes thornscrub tortoise), 4252 nucleotides long. It is a transcript of the gene MTHFD1L, whose product is annotated as methylenetetrahydrofolate dehydrogenase (NADP+ dependent) 1 like. NCBI's taxonomy places the organism in Eukaryota, Metazoa, Chordata, Testudines, Testudinidae. Gene Ontology annotation, cellular component: mitochondrion; cytosol. The record is from RefSeq and is a predicted model, not a curated record. Gene Ontology annotation, biological process: tetrahydrofolate interconversion. The coding region runs from base 47 to 2845 and encodes 932 amino acids. The transcript has 27 exons. Gene Ontology annotation, molecular function: methylenetetrahydrofolate dehydrogenase (NADP+) activity; formate-tetrahydrofolate ligase activity; ATP binding.
UUGGCCCGGCCCCCGCCCGCCGCACUGCUCCAGCCGCCGCCGCACCAUGAGGUUCUCCGCACUCUGCCGCCUAAGCCGGGGAGCUGCCGCCCCGCUAGCCGGGAGGAGGGGGAUCGCGCCCCGCCGGGGCACGGCCAGUGCCUGGGGCCGCUGGGAGAAGCAUCAGGCUGGCGGCGCGCGGGGCUCGGCUGCCGGAAAAAUCAUUCAGAGUUCAAAGAAAGUCCUGGCAUCCUUGCAGAAAGGACACCCUACAUUUAAGCCAACACUUGCCAUUGUACAGGUGAGUGAUGAAGAUUUGGUGCAAGAAAUAAACCAGAACUUUGCCAAAGAGAUUGGUCUGCACGUUAUUCACAUUUGCCUCCCUCAAGGUAGCAGUGAAGAUGAGAUUGUUGGUGAAAUCUUGAGACUCAAUGAAGAUCCUACGGUUCAUGGCGUUGCCCUUCACCUCUCUGAAAAUGCAUUCAGCAGCAAAAUAUUAAAUGCAGUAAAACCAGAGAAGGAUGUGGAUGGAGUAUCAGAUGUGAAUCUGGGACGGUUGGUGCGUGGAGAUACUUACAACUGUUUGGUUUCUCCCACUGCCAGCGCUGUGAUGGAGCUUCUUGAAAAACUAGCAGUUAAAACCGUAGAUGGAAAGAAGGUGUUGCUAGUGGAAACUUGUGGGCCUCUGGAAGCCUCUUUGCAGUGCCUGCUUCAGAGAAAAGGUGCCAUGACUAUGAGCUGCCAGUGGAAAACACAGCAACUUCAGAGCAAGCUUCAUCAGGCAGAUGUGGUGGUGGUAGGCAGUACCAAACCUAAAGAGAUUCCAGUCAGUUGGAUAAGGCCUGGAACAACCAUUGUCAAUUGUUAUCCUGACUUUUUAUCAGGGGAACAUGGUUAUGGUCAAGAUGUAAAGUACAGUAACCAGUCUGCUAUAGAUGCUGUAGGUCCUCUGACAAUAGCAAUGCGGAUGCAGAACAUGGUAAAAACCAGCGAGAAAUGGAUCCAGUCUCAGCAAUACAGGGAGUGGAACCUCCAUUGCUUGAAACUUCAGCUCCUCUCCCCAGUGCCCAGUGAUAUUGAGAUUUCCCGAGGACAGAGUCCAAAAGCUGUUGAUGUACUUGCCAAGGAGAUAGGAUUGCUUGCAGAUGAAAUUGAAAUCUAUGGCCAAACCAAAGCCAAAGUACGUUUGUCCCUGCUGGAAAGGUUAAAGGAUCAAACAAAUGGAAAAUACGUUCUAGUUGCUGGGAUAACACCUACACCGCUUGGAGAGGGGAAGAGCACUGUCACGAUUGGUCUUGUUCAAGCUCUAACUGCACAUCUUAAUGUAAAUUCCUUUGCAUGUCUGAGACAACCUUCCCAGGGACCUACUUUUGGAGUUAAAGGUGGGGCUGCUGGAGGUGGAUAUGCUCAAGUCAUUCCAAUGGAAGAGUUCAACCUUCAUUUGACUGGAGAUAUCCAUGCUAUUACUGCUGCUAAUAAUUUGCUGGCUGCUGCUAUUGAUGCAAGGAUCUUGCAUGAAAGCACUCAGUCUGAUAAGGCUUUGUAUAAUAGACUGGUUCCAGUAGUUAAUGGUGUGAGAGAAUUUUCUUCUAUUCAGCUUGCCCGCUUGAAAAGGUUGGGGAUAAACAAGACGGAUCCAGGCACUUUAACAGCAGAUGAGAUUAAUACAUUUGUACGCCUUGAUAUUGACCCAUCUACCAUAACAUGGCAAAGAGUAUUGGAUACAAAUGACCGAUUCCUACGAAAAAUAACAAUUGGACAGGCAAAUACAGAGAAGGGAUUUUUCCGACAGGCUCAGUUUGACAUUGCUGUUGCAAGUGAAAUCAUGGCAAUCUUAGCACUGACCACCAGCCUGGCGGAUAUGAAAGAGAGACUGGGAAAAAUGGUGGUGGCUAAUGACAAAAAUGGACAGCCAGUGACAGCUGAGGAUUUGGGAGUAACAGGUGCUUUGGCAGUUUUGAUGAAGGAUGCAAUUAAGCCAACACUAAUGCAGACUUUAGAGGGAACUCCAGUAUUUGUGCAUGCUGGACCGUUUGCUAAUAUUGCACAUGGAAACUCUUCGGUUUUGGCAGACAAGAUUGCCCUGAAGCUGGUUGGAGAAGAAGGAUUUGUGGUAACUGAAGCUGGUUUUGGUGCUGACAUUGGGAUGGAGAAAUUCUUCAACAUCAAAUGCAGAGCAUCUGGCUUAGUUCCCAGUGUGGUUGUGCUUGUUGCUACAGUGAGGGCUUUGAAAAUGCACGGAGGAGGGCCAAAUGUAACUGCUGGUGCCCCUCUUAAGAAGGAAUAUACAGAAGAGAAUCUCCAGCUGGUAGCUGAUGGCUGUUGUAAUCUACAGAAGCAAAUUCAGAUUGCUCAACUCUUUGGAGUUCCUGUUGUAGUUGCUCUAAAUGUCUUCAAAACUGACUCCCAUGCUGAAGUUGAUUUAGUCUGUGAGAUUGCAAAACGGUCUGGAGCAUUUGAUGCAGUGCCCUGCAAUCACUGGUCAGCUGGCGGUAGAGGAGCUGUGGAAUUGGCUCAGGCUGUGAGAAAAGCUGCCAGUCAGGAAAACCGCUUCAAAUAUCUGUAUAACUUGGAGCUUCCUAUUAUUGAAAAAAUAAGGAUCAUAGCUCAGAAGGUUUAUGGAGCUGAGGAUAUAGAAUUGUCUCCUGCAGCACAAUCUCAAAUCAGUCGUUACAGCCAACAGGGUUUUGGAAAUCUUCCAAUUUGUAUGGCAAAAACUCACCUGUCCCUCUCCCACCAGCCUGAGAGGAAAGGUGUUCCAAUUGGCUUCAUUCUUCCUAUUAGUGAUGUGCGGGCCAGCAUUGGAGCUGGGUUCAUCUACCCAUUAGUAGGAACGAAGCUGCUGUCCUUAUCGCCAGCCAUAUAAAAUUUGUUUGUGACCCACUUCUGACAUCACAUGGCAUGAGCUAUUACUAGUCCUGUAGCUGAAUCAUGGAAUGGUGCUAGAGAAGGGACACAGGCAUUACUGCAUUUCCGGAGGAGAACUCUUGCCUGGUGUUAUCUCAUCUUCCCAGAACGCAGCAUGAUUUCCUUACAAGGCAGAGCACUGGGGAAUGGCUGAGAGCAUCUAACUUAUUGUUUUAAAUUCCCUCUGAAACAAUCAAAUGUUAGAAGCAAGGAAGGAAGUUGUUCCUGAGGAGGAGAGGUCCUGGAGUUCAGGGAACUGUGUCAUUAGGACUCACUGACCUUGGGGAUAUGCUUUCUAUGUACAUGACAUGGGUAAGUGCAUUCACCACAAGUGCGGCACAGUGGCUGCUAGGAUUUUCUAAAAGUGCUGUCAAUCAUAUGGUUGGACCCUUCCAUGUACAGUUAGUAAAUGACACUCAUAACAUCCGAUACUUUGAUGAAUAAGACUAAACUCGAAUUACUGACUAUAGAAUGAAAUAAUUAAAAAUUUUCUUCUUACUGCCAAAUUCCAGCUUGGACUGUACACAUACAUAUGGCCAUGUGGGGAAGUGAAAGUCAGAUUCCGUCUGGUGCCCCAUCAAAUUCAUGGAAAUGCUACUCUUUAGGUUGCCAGAGAAGGAUGUGCUGGGGUUGGGCGUAGUAAUGAGGCUUCGUAUGCAUGUUUUAGUGCAUACUAGCCCUGACUGAGCAUAAAUCUGUGUCUUAUGCAGAUUACUGUUAGGCCUAACUGCAGUAAUGUGCAUGGGGAGGGUUGUCCAUGGGUCAGUGGUGGCCAGAAUAAGGGCUAAAGUGUGCCUUUUAUAGUGUUUGUCCAUCUGGGACAGUUAUGCCAGUUUCAAGCCUGGAACCGAAAUUUAGGUGAUCAUUGAGCAGAUUUUGCAUAUGUAAUUUCCGACUGGACGGACUUUGAAAGGCACAUGUGAGCCAGGCACACUCUCUUUAAUGAGAGACAUAGUGCUCAUAUGUAGAUCUUUUUCAUAUCAAGAACUGAACAGACAAUUUAAUGUGUAACCGACAGUAUGUCGGUAUGUACUUUUAGUCAUUCUUUAUUAUUAUGUUUUGUAUUCCAACAGAACCUAAAGCCUCCUAUUGUGUACACAGAGUAAGUGUCCAAAGAGUUAUAGUUUAAAUAGACAGACGCUGCAUGUAACAUACAAACAGAAUGAUCACAUGAUUCUAUGCAAGAGUCAUAUUAAUUCUACAAUUUCCUCUUUUCUUGUUGUUUAGUUGAUUGUUUUCAAUAGUAUACUUUUAACUAGUUUUUUCUAAUAUUGCUUACAUAAGGUAAUCAUAACAGCCCCUCUUUAAAGAUUUGUUGGCACUUGUAAACUUGUUAAGCAAGACAUUAUAAUCCAGUGACCACUAA